GAGCGAGCGACACCCAUGACAGAUGGAUCCUUCACCAGGUGUCAACUAGUAACAGCUGCCAUGCCAAGUGCCAACUAUUUGACAGGUUCUGUUUGCAAACAUGGGGCUCUUCUGUUGCCCGGCUUUUUCUCAUCUUGCUGCUGCCUUCUUCGUCUUCGUCUUCUCCCAUCCCCUCCUCCUCCCACUGCGCCACAACACGCCAUUCCUGGCCAUUUCCUGCUUGCAAAGCGGAAGCCGCCCAUGGCCACGCGGCCGUCGCUGCGGUCGAGCGACGGCGCGCGCCCAAGAAGCAGGAGCGGGACCGGCACUGGCAGGCCCCCGUCGAGCCCACGCAGCUCCGACCCGUCGCGCCCGUCCGCCGCCGCCGCCACGGCGGCGGCGGCGGCGGCGUCCGACAAGCCGAUGCCGUCCUUCCUCCGCCCCACCGUGAGCUCGUCGAUGCACAGCUCCUCGUCGUCUUCCUCGCUGGCGUCGCCCUCCCCCUCUUCGUCGUCCUCCGCCACGGCCGCCGGUGCCGGCGGCUCCAAGGGCACUGCCGCCACGGCGAAGCGGUCUGCCGAUAAGGCCCCGGCGCAGCCGGUGGGCGCGUCCCGGCCGAUCACGCCCAAGGACAAGGCCCCCGCGCAGCCUGUGGGCGGGCCGCGGCCGAUCACGCCCAAGAAGGACAAGGCCCCGGUGCAGCCUGUGAGCGCGCCGCGGCCGAUCACGCCCAAGGACAAGGCCAAGGCCAAAGCGCCGGUGGCGGCGUCGACAUCCUCGUCGCGGUGGGCCGCGGUGUCGCCGAGGCAGCUGAUGCAGAGGGCGUCCAACGCGUUCAAGGCCAGCAGCAGGUCCCGCAGCAAGAAGAGCAAGGAGGAGGCGGCGACCUCGGCGUCCGGAAGCAAGGGCGGCGCUGGUGCCACCUCCGCCAGGGCCAAAGACCAGACGGCGAGAGCACAGCCCGUCGAGGAGCAGAGCCAGCAGCCGGAGACGCCCGCCGAGCCGUCGCCUGCCGUGACUCCCGUGGAAGUAGAGGAUCCUGUGCUGUUGGACUCCGAAGCUGCUGACCAGAACGAACAGGACGUCCCGACGUCGCAGGAGGCUGUCAGUACUGACAUCACGACCGUGCCGGUGAGGUAUCACAAGGAGCAGGUCGGCGCAGGACAGCCGAAGGGAAAAGCGGAGGAGGAGGACGUCGCCGUGGAGGAGAAGAUCAUACAGGUGGAGGCUGAGGAGGUGAAGGCGGAGAAGCUGGAGCUGCAUGAAGACAGGCCGCAGAGCAGCGAGGCUGUGCAGACAGAAACGGAGGCCCAGAAGCACGCAGAUGAUGGUUCGCCGGCCGUCGUUGGAGAAGAAGCCGCGGCGAAGGAGGCGGCAGCACAUGAGGGAGAAGACGAGCCGACAACCAGCACGGUGGAAGAAAAGGUCAUCGAGGAGAGCCAGCAAGCAGAGGUGACUGAGAACUCGGAGGCGAACGUGAUCUCUGAUGAACCAAAACAGGAAACCAGCGUGAUCUCUGAAGAACCCAAGGAGGAAACGAGCGUGAUGUCUGAAGAAUCAAAGGAAGCAGCUGAUCCCACGCCUUUGCAGAAGCACGAGGAGGUGGUCGACGAGUCAAAAGUGACUGCCGGAUCGAGCGUGUCAGCUCCGACGACGCCACUUAGAGAAGCGGCCAACGACGACGACGACGACGUGGAGGCAGUGCCUAAACAGGUGAGCGCGUCGGAGCCCGUGACGCCGGUGGCAGAAGCCAUCAGCAAGGGGAAGGAGGUGAUGGAUACGCAGCAGCAGAGCGCGUCGGCGCCGACGACGCCGGCGGGCGCGGCAAAGAAGAGCGCGCCAUCGAAGCAGGCGACGAUCCCCGAGGGGUCAGCGGCGUCGGCGCUGGCGUUCAAGGGGCGCAAGGUGAAGACGGCCAUGGAGAAGCGGUCGGAGGAGGAGCAGCCGAAGAAGAAGGAGGUGGCGCGGAGCAACGACGUGAUCGAGGAGGCCAAGAGGGAGCUGAUGGAGAAGCGGAAGAGCAAGGUGAAGGCGCUGGUGGGGGCGUUCGAGACCGUCAUGGACAGCCCCCGGGCGAGCUGAUUUGAAUUUUUGGAGGGAAGGCCGAGUUGUGGUUUGAAUUUUGGCGGGGGUGUUUGGAUUGUUGCUUUCUUGUUUGUUGGUCCAUCGUUGCUUCUUGUGAUCACUCGAACAAAUGGAGAUGUGUGUCAUUGGCAUAUUGCUGAUUUGAUCAUUCUUGAUGAACCUGUUCUUUAUGAGGAGAACAUAGCAGUGUUUAUUUGGUUUUAACCGAUA
This is a messenger RNA of Sorghum bicolor (sorghum), 2274 nucleotides long. Its product is annotated as microtubule-associated protein futsch. The transcript has 2 exons. NCBI's taxonomy places the organism in Eukaryota, Viridiplantae, Streptophyta, Magnoliopsida, Poales, Poaceae. Gene Ontology annotation, molecular function: calmodulin binding. Bases 16 to 2061 code for a protein of 681 amino acids. The record is from RefSeq and is a predicted model, not a curated record.